AUGGCGCCGGGCUGCAAAACUGAGUUACGUAAUGUGACAAACACUAACCAGGCUAACCAGCCAAGUAAUGAAGGUGAUGCCAUCAAAGUUUUUGUGCGAGUCCGCCCACUCGCAGAGGGUCCUGGGUCCGCUGAGGGAGAGCAAAGCCUCUGUCUCUCCGUGCUCUCCACCGCCACUCUGCGGCUGCACUCCAACCCCGAGCCCAGGACCUUCACGUUUGAUCACGUUGCAGACAUGGAUGUCACUCAGGAGUCUGUGUUCUCAACUGUGGCCAAAAGCAUUGUGGAAUCGUGCAUGAGCGGUUAUAAUGGAACCAUCUUUGCUUAUGGACAGACUGGCUCAGGGAAGACAUUUACUAUGAUGGGACCCUCUGAAUCUGAUAAUUUUUCUCAUAACCUGAGAGGAGUGAUCCCACGAAGCUUUGAAUAUUUGUUUUUCUUAAUUGAUCGUGAAAAAGAGAAGGCUGGGACGGGAAAGAGUUUCCUUUGUAAGUGUUCCUUUAUUGAGAUUUACAACGAGCAGAUCUUUGACCUGUUGGACCCUGCAUCUGCUGGACUUUAUUUAAGGGAGCAUAUCAAGAAGGGCGUGUUUAUUGUGGGUGCAGUGGAGCAAGCGGUAACCUCAGCUGCAGAAGCGUACCAGGUAUUGUCUGGAGGAUGGAGAAACAGACGUGUGGCAUCCACCUCAAUGAACAGAGAAUCCUCUAGAUCUCAUGCCGUCUUUACAAUUACAGUUGAGUCUUUAGAGAAGAGCCAUGAGGCUGUGAACAUACGGACCUCCCUCCUGAACAUGGUGGACUUGGCCGGCUCUGAAAGGCAAAAAGAUACCCAUACGGAAGGAGUGCGGUUGAAGGAAGCAGGUAAUAUCAACCGCUCCUUGAGCUGCCUGGGUCAAGUGAUUACUGCCCUUGUGGAUGUGGGCCACGGGAAGCAGAGACACGUUUGCUACAGAGACUCCAAGCUCACCUUCCUGCUGCGGGAUUCCCUGGGAGGUAACGCCAAGACAGCCAUCAUUGCGAAUGUGCAUCCUGGAGCCAGGUGCUUUGGGGAAACUCUAUCAACUCUCAAUUUUGCUCAAAGAGCCAAGCUGAUUAAAAACAAGGCAGUGGUAAAUGAAGACACCCAAGGAAAUGUGAGCCAGCUGCAAGCUGAAAUAAAGAGGCUCAAAGAACAACUGGCCCAUUGUAUUUCAGGGCAGAUACCACCAGAGAGCUCUCUGACCAGAGACCCAGGGAAUACGAACUAUGUGAAGUGUUUCCGUGAGGCAAUGCUGUUCUUUAAGAAGUCUGAACAGGAAAGGAAGGCUCUGAUAGAAAAGGUUACUCAAUUAGAAGACCUCACCAUCAAAAAGGAAAAAUUCAUCCAAUCUAAUAAAAUGAUUGUGAAAUUUCGAGAGGAUCAAAUAAUGCGUCUGGAGAAGCUCCACAAGGAAUCCCGGGGAAGUUUUCUGCCGGAGGAACAGGAUCGCCUGCUCUCGGAGUUGAGAGAUGAAAUUCAGACUCUGCGUGAACAAAUAGAGCACCACCCUCGCGUUGCCAAGUAUGCGAUGGAAAAUCAAUCCCUCCGGGAGGAGAAUAGGAGACUAAGAGUACUUGAACCUGUGAAAAAAGCCCAAGAAAUGGAUGCCCAGGCCAUUGCAAAGCUAGAGAAAGCUUUCUCCGACGUCUGUGAGACAGAGAGAAGCAGCAAAGGUCAGCCAAGCUUCUCUUCUAAAGUCCCAGGAGAGCAGUGUUCACUGGCAAACACGGAGAAACUGAAAGCACAGCUCCUGCAAAUUCAGACAGAGCUGAAUAAUUCCAAGCAAGAAUAUGAAGAAUUCAAAGAACUAACAAGGAGAAAGCAGCUAGAAUUGGAAUCAGAGCUCCAGUCUUUGCAAAAAGCCAACUUGAAUCUUGAAAACAUUUUGGAAGCAACUAAAGUCUGCAAGCGGCAAGAAGUUUCUCAGCUGAAUAAAAUCCAUGCUGAAACCAUUAAGAUUAUAACUACACCAACCAAAGCUUAUCAAAUUCAAUCUCGACCUAUUCCAAGAUUGAGCCCAGAAACACCGACUGGAAAUGCCAAUAAAUUAGAGAAUGAUAUCUUUAAUGAGCCAAUUCCACCUGCCAUGAGUGAGCAAGCGCUUGAGGCCAUUUCUGAGGAGCUCCGGGUGGUGCAGGAGCUAAUGAAUUGCCUUCAAGUCACGUUAGAUGAAACAGAGCAUAAGAAUGUGAAGCUGCAGCAGCAAAUCGACAAACUGGAACAUCAUUCUGCACAGAUGCAAGAGCUUUUCCUAUCAGAAAGAACUGAUUGGACCAAACAGCAGCAGGACUCCCUGGAACAGUUGAAUGCCCUGGAGAAGCAGCUUCGAGAGACACAGACUAAAAAUGACUUUUUGAAAAGCGAGGUGCAUGACCUCCGCGUGGUCCUUCAGUCUGCAGACAAAGAGCUAUCUUCGGUGAAACUGGAGUACAGCUCACUCAAGGAGAGGCAGGAGAAAGAACUCAACCAGCUUUCGGAAAGACACAUACAUGUGCAGCUUCAGCUCGAUAAUGUCAGACUGGAAAAUGAAAAACUGCUUGAGAGAAAAGCCUGCCUGCAAGAUUCCUAUGACAAUUUGCAAGAAGAAAUGAAAUUUGAAAUGGACCAGCUUACCAAAAACUUCCAAAACAGCAGAAAAGAGAAUGAAACUCUGAAGUCUGAUCUGAAAAAUCUGAUGGAGCUUUUUGAAGCAGAGAAAGAACGCAAUAACAAAUUGUUAUUACAAUUUGAAGAAGAUAAAGAAAACAUUUCUAAAGAAAUAUUACAAGCUCUCGAGACUGUGCGUCAGGAAAAGCAGAAAGUGAUGGCCAAGUGUGAGGAGCAGGGGGCAAAAGUCCAGAAACUGGAAGAGAGCUUACUUGCUUCUGAAAAAGUAGUCAGCACUCUGGAGAAGUCUAGAGAUUCCGACAAGGAAGUUGUGGCCAGCCUCAUGAGUCAGAUCCAGGAACUGAGAGCAUCACUCGCUGAGAAAACAGAGACCGUGGACUCCCUGAAGCAAGAACUGAAGGACAUUCACCACAAAUACAACUCUGCUCUGGCUGACAAAGAAGAGAGCAAGGCAUUGACUAAGGCCCAGGAGGGGGAGAUUCUGGAUCUGAAAGAAGCUCUCAGACUGAGAAAACUCUCGGAGGACAUAGAGAGGGAUAUGCUCUGUGAGGACCUGGCUCAUGCCACUGAGCAGCUGAACAUGCUCACGGAGGCCUCGAAGAAGCACUCGGGACUGCUGCAGUCGGCCCAGGCGGAGCUCACCAGGAAGGAGGCCCUCAUCCAGGAGCUGCAGCACAAGCUCCAGGAAAAGAGAGCGGAAGUGGAGCAGAGGAAGAACGAGUACAACUCAAAGAUGAGGCAGCUGGGGCACGUGAUGGAGUCCGCUGCUGACCGCCCGCAGAGCCCUAAAACACCACCUCACUUCCAAACACAUUUGGCGAAACUCCUGGAGACCCAAGAACAAGAGAUCGAAGAUGGACGAGCCUCUCAGAUCUCUCUGCAGCACCUGGUGGCCCAGUUGAACGAGGACAGGGAAGCCAAGAGCGCCGCCAUCCUCCGGAUGAAGGAGCAAUUGCGUGAGAUGGAAAACGUCCGCCUGGAAGCCCAGCAGCUGAGAGAGCAAAACUGGUGCCUUCAGGGUCAGCUGGAUGACAUGCAGCGCCAGGCGGAGGGCAGUGAGCCGGACCAGCCAGCCAGCCAGCCACGGAAGGGCGAACAAGACGAAGUCGUCCGAGAAAGGCUUGAUGAGAGUAAACUCGUUGAAGAAAUUCAGAAAAUGAAAACACGCCUGGAAGAAGUCCAGAGCGCCCUCCAGGACAAAGAGAGGGGCUGCCGUAGAAUGGCUGAGGAGGUGGAGCGCACCCGCACUUUGGAGUCAAAAGCAUUCCAGGAAAAGGAACAGCUGAGAUCGAAGCUGGAAGAGAUGUAUGAAGAACGAGAGAGAACCUUCCAGGAGAUGGAGAUGCUCAAGAAGCAGAUGGAGUGCCUCGCGGAGGAGAACGGGAAGCUGGUGGGUCACCAAAACCUCCAUCAGAAGAUUCAGUACGUCGUGCGGCUGAAGAAGGAGAACGUCCGGCUUGUGGAGGAGACAGAAAAGCUGCGGGCGGAAAAUAUAUUCUUAAAAGAAAAGAAGAGGAGUGAAUCGUAAGGAUCCCGGUCCAGCAGGGCAUCAUGUGUUCUGUAUAGAAGCCAGGCCUCUUUGGGGAUCUGAAUGGGGACCUGAGUGGGUGAGUGGCAGUUGGCCCUCCAGUGGGCCCUCGGGUUCACGUGCGUCCUGCGGGGCCUGCCUGAGAGGGCGCCGAGCCUGUGUCAAGGCUGCAGAGCAGCCGUAGGCGCUGGGAAGCCUGUGCCCUUAAGGGUGCGAGCUUGUGGUUCUCGUGGUUCUCGUGGUGGGGCUGCGUCAGCGCAGACGUUUCUCCUUGUGCACUGCCACCCUCCUCAGCGUUACCACCUCUAACCACCUCGAGCAAAAAGUCGACCUGUUCAUAGCGUUUAUUUUUGUAUUUCUACUUUGACCA
Messenger RNA from Echinops telfairi (small Madagascar hedgehog), 4522 nucleotides. RefSeq names its product kinesin family member 15 (gene KIF15). The coding region runs from base 1 to 4152 and encodes 1383 amino acids. Gene Ontology annotation, molecular function: microtubule motor activity; ATP binding; microtubule binding. The transcript has 35 exons. The record is from RefSeq and is a predicted model, not a curated record. Gene Ontology annotation, biological process: microtubule-based movement. Lineage: Eukaryota; Metazoa; Chordata; Mammalia; Afrosoricida; Tenrecidae.